Crotalus tigris (Tiger rattlesnake) is the source of this 2674-nucleotide messenger RNA. RefSeq names its product PDZ and LIM domain 7 (gene PDLIM7). The transcript is spliced from 14 exons. The record is from RefSeq and is a predicted model, not a curated record. Gene Ontology annotation, biological process: actin cytoskeleton organization; muscle structure development; heart development. Gene Ontology annotation, cellular component: adherens junction; Z disc; filamentous actin. Gene Ontology annotation, molecular function: actin binding; muscle alpha-actinin binding. Lineage: Eukaryota; Metazoa; Chordata; Lepidosauria; Squamata; Viperidae. Bases 156 to 1541 code for a protein of 461 amino acids.
GUGGGCGGGGCUAUUCUAUCUGGGCCGAGAGGAGCGCGAGAUAUAUAUAUAAGGCUCGCUCUCGUCUGCGCGGCGUCGGCGGCGAGCGCACUGAAACCUCAGUGGCCCCUCCGUGAGCUGAGGCGGAGAGACUGCCCUGCGCGGGCCCGGCAGAUAUGAGUGACAUGGAUUCAUACAAGAUUCUUCUGGAUGGGCCAGCACCAUGGGGGUUCAGACUGCAGGGUGGCAAGGACUUCAAUAUGCCACUCUCCAUUUCCAGGCUCACCCCUGGGGGCAAGGCAGCCCAGGCAGGGGCUGGAGUUGGGGACUGGGUGCUCAGCAUCGAUGGACAGAGCACCAGCACCAUGACCCACAUUGAAGCCCAGAACAAGAUCCGUGCCUGUGGGGACAAACUCUCUCUAAGCUUAAGCAAAGUCCAGAAUCUCCUAGGCAAACCUCAGAAGGACGCACUCCCUUCUUCUCAGGUCCCCAAAUAUAACUUCACUCCCAGUUCUGCCCUCAACAAGACAGCCCGGCCCUUUGGAGUUAACCCUGCUCCAAGCACUCAGCCCGUGCGGGUGACGAAACCCGUGCAGUUUUUGGUGGUCGAUGCCAGUAAAAAGAGACUUGUUGAGGACACAGAGGACUGGCGACCACGGACUGGGACUACUCAGUCUCCUUCCUUCCGCAUUCUGGCCCAUCUCACAGGAACAGAAUUCAUGCGAGACCCAGAUGACGAGCAUCUUAAGGCGGCCAGCCAGGUCUCCAUGCCAGAUCUGCCUUCUGCACCCGUCUUGACAGUGGAACCUGAAUAUGGCUCUACUGCUCCAAAGCCUGCACCUAUCACAGGACCUUCUAGUCGUCCACCCUGGGCUGUGGAUCCUUCCUUUGCUGAGCGAUAUGCACCAGAUAAAACUAGCACUGUGCUGAGCACGCACAGCCAGCCAGCCACCCCAACGCCUGUGCAGAACCGCAACUCUAUUGUCCAGGCAGCACAGCAAGCCCCGGAGAGUGCUAGCAAAACACCCAUCUGCUAUCAGUGCAACAAAAUCAUCAGGGGGCGUUACUUGAUGGCUCUGGGGCGCUAUUACCACCCAGAAGAGUUCACCUGCUCACAAUGCAGGAAGAUGCUUGAUGAGGGUGGCUUUUUUGAGGAAAAGGGCUCCAUCUUUUGCCCCAAGUGCUACGACAUGCGCUUUGCCCCCAAUUGUGCCAAGUGCAAGAAGAAGAUUACAGGGGAAAUUAUGCAUGCUCUGAAGAUGACCUGGCACGUUCAGUGCUUUGUCUGCGCUGCCUGCAGAACACCCAUCCGCAAUCGUGCCUUCUACAUAGAAGAGGGGCAGCCCUACUGCGAGAGAGAUUAUGACAAGAUGUUUGGAACCAAGUGCCGUGGCUGUGAUUUCAAAAUAGACGCCGGUGAUCGUUUCCUUGAGGCCCUGGGCUUCAGUUGGCAUGACACUUGCUUUGUUUGUGCGAUCUGCCAGAUCAAUUUGGAAGGCAAGACGUUCUAUUCCAAAAAGGACAAGCCACUAUGCAAGAGCCAUGCUUUCUCCCACGUGUGAGGUGGAGGAGACCUUAAGUGCUCAAGCUGCUGCCUGCCCAAACUCUGCAUCCCUCUUUCCUGUCCUGAGAGAGCUCCCAGACCAGAUGGCUCACUUGACCAUUUUUUCCCCAUAGAGGGAAAAGGGUAAAAUGCUCAGGGUCCUUUUAUUACUUUGGGAGGUUGACGACUAUUGUAUUUUUACCUAAACUGGUGUUCUUCGUAUGUAUUUGACUUUAUCUCCUGCAGACUCCAUCCAACUUGUGAUUGAAAUUGCUAGACAUUUGGAGAGUUGAAGUCCAGGACUUCUAGACACCAGCUUAGGGAAGGAUACUGUAGGGUUCUGUGUCCUUUUCAGCCAAAGAAAGUCUCAAGAUGUUUCUCCCUAGUAAAGGAUCCUAAAUGAUAGCAUGCAUGCUUGAAAGGAAGCAUCAGCUGGCCUCCCCUAGAAGUCAUUAACUCAGUGAAAACUUGCUAUUAAUGCUCCAGGGGAAAGGGGGGGAAGGCAGCUUUCCCCAGAGUUCAGUAGCAUUACUUUCUGUCCCCUUUGCAAUGUAAUUACCAACAACCCUCUGCCCUCCCUUCUCUGAGAAAGCAUUUGCAAAAGACUUCCAUAAGGCUCUGCCUUUUGUUCAUUAUGUAUCAUGUAUUUCCACUCCCAAGUCCUGUAGACAUCUAUUCCUAGCCAUGUUGCUCAAUGGAAUUGCUUUUUCCAAAAAAUAAAAUAAAAAAAUCCCCAAACCCUAAAUCUCUUUUCCUCCAAACCACUUGCUAGUAAUAAAAAUAUGAGACCCCCUGCCACAGAAAGCGAGUGGCUUAUUUAAAGGAUUGUGUUGUAAGUUUCCACAGAGCAAGAAAAAGCUUAUUUCGAAAUACCAUGCAGGAAAGAACAGUUUCAAGAUCCAGCUUCUUCACACUAGCAAAAACUGCUUCUUCAUCAUGAGAUGAACCUGGGACUCUAUACCUAGGAACACAACUUUAUAUAUAUUGUAGCACACAGCUUCUGAGGUCAGUGGUGGCCCCAAAGAACUCCUACCAAAGACCUAGUAUUUGUGUUUUGCUCUAAAUGUAUUUCUCAGAACUGUGCUGUUCAGCUAGGAGUCUGUGAUUCCUUGCCACAUUUGGUGCCCUAAUAAAAUAUGUCUUUUAAUUCUU